AUGGAGGGAGAUCCCGAGUACAUACCAUUACCGCCUAGAGUCCGACCUUUCAACUCGGAGAGAUACCGUCCUGAGGCGUAUGCACUACUGCCCAGUACAGUCCGUCAUUUCAGCAGAUUUGCACGAGGUGCACCAGCAGAUCUCAUACUGCGAGAGCCAGAGUCUCACUUGUCUCAUGGUGCCUCCAAGUUUACACCUUUGCACUGUAUUUCAUCUGCUCAUUCUGAACACAUGUACACACUGUCACACCUCUACCGACAGGGCCGGCGGCGACAGAAGCAGGACCAUCAGCGCCCCCCUCCAGUAGCAUGGAGAGAGAGACAGGCUCCGACACGCGGCCGAGGGAGACAUCGGGAGCCUAUCAUAUGCGAUGAUGAUGAGACCAGUGAGACGAAGGAGAUUGGCGAUCAGCAUGACGAGUCAUCCGAGAGCGGAGACGAUGAUGCUGACUCAAAUUCCGCUAGUGGAGAUGAGGCUGAGUCAGGUUCAUAUGCAGAGGAUGACAACUCGGGUUCCAGUUCUGUCACACCUCUACCGACAGGGCCGGCGGCGACAGAAGCAGGACCAUCAGCGCCCCCUCCAGUAGCAUGGAGAGAGAGACAGGCUCCGACACGCGGCCGAGGGAGACAUCGGGAGCCUAUCAUGCGCGAUGAUGAUGAGACCAGUGAGACCGAGAAGAUUGGCGAUCAGCAUGACGAGUCAUCCGAGAGUGGAGACGAUGAUGCUGACUCAAAUUCCGCUAGUGGAGAUGAGGCUGAGUCAGGUUCAUAUGCAGAGGAUGACAACUCCGGUUCCAGUUCUGCAUCAAAUUCAGACAAUGGCGCAGAUGGGGAUAGCUCUGCAAAGUCUGCUCCGUCGAGGAAGAGGACGAAGAAGGCCUUUAGAGCUUGA
Camellia sinensis is the source of this 891-nucleotide messenger RNA. NCBI's taxonomy places the organism in Eukaryota, Viridiplantae, Streptophyta, Magnoliopsida, Ericales, Theaceae. The record is from RefSeq and is a predicted model, not a curated record.